AUGGUGAUGAUCAUGAAAAGUCUCUGUUUUUCUUUCGUAAUCCUCGCUUCUUUUGCAACUUUUUUCACCGUCUCCGAUGCAUGGAGGUUUAACGUCGGAGGUAACGGCGUUUGGGCCAUAAACCCUCAAGAGAAUUACAAUACUUGGGCUGAAAGAAACCGUUUCCAAGUCAAUGACACUCUUUAUUUUAAGUAUGCAAAGGGAUCAGACUCAGUGCAACAAGUGAUGAAAGCAGAUUUCGAUGGCUGCAACGUUAGGAAUCCGAUCAAGAACUUUGACAAUGGUGAAUCUGAGGUUACACUUGAUCGUUCUGGUCCUUUUUAUUUCAUAAGUGGUAAUCAAGAUCACUGUAAGAAAGGACAGAAGCUAAUCGUCGUUGUCCUCGCCGUCAGAAAUCACCCGACUGUUCCUAUUUCUCCGGCUAAACCUCCGUCAAUGGCUCAACCACCAAAAUCUCAUUCCCCUGUUUCUCCUAUUGCUCCGGCGAAACCUCCAACGAAGGCUCAACCUCCGAAAUCUCCUUCCCCUGUUUCUCCGGCGAAACCUCCGACGACGGCUCAACCGCCUAAAUCUCCUUCCCCUGUUUCUCCGGUGAAACCUCCGUCUCAAUCUCAGCCUCCGAAAUCAUCCAUUUCUCCGGCGUCUCCUCCGUCAAAGCCCCAGCCACCUAAGUCGUCUUCCCCUGUUUCUCACUCACCAGUUGUUUCUCCGUCGCAUGCUCCUACAAUCUCUCCGGCGACUCCACCUCCGUCACCACCGAAAUCUCCAUCCCCGACUUCUUCUACAUCUCCGCCUUCUCCUUCGCCAGAUCAAACUCCGACUUCUCCGCCGCCUGAGCAGACUCCACCUACGUCGCCUUCUCCUUCGGGAACAACUCCGACCACCGACAACAUCACCCCACCAGCGCCAAGUCCCAAGAGUUCAGCAAGUGGUGUAGCCGUUACUUCGGUUAUGACUACAGUUUUAAGCAUAGCUUUUAUUGUUUUCAUGUUCGCUUAA
This is a messenger RNA of Arabis nemorensis, 999 nucleotides long. The record is from the annotation of a GenBank genome assembly. NCBI's taxonomy places the organism in Eukaryota, Viridiplantae, Streptophyta, Magnoliopsida, Brassicales, Brassicaceae.